Molecule: messenger RNA, 377 nt
Organism: Acaromyces ingoldii
Lineage: Eukaryota; Fungi; Basidiomycota; Exobasidiomycetes; Exobasidiales; Cryptobasidiaceae
Exons: 3
Coding region: 91-291 (66 amino acids)
Source: RefSeq, a predicted model, not a curated record
CACCAUGAGUGAUCCGAAGCGAUCGACAGCCAACCAGAGCUCUUUACGUACUGCCCUGAUAGCACGAGGUUAAUUGCUGUCUACUGACGGAUGAAGGACGAAGAAGAGCCUAAGCACUCGACCAGUACUCGGAUAGAAUCAGCCCCUCGUUACGCGCGUCUUAGUGCAUUCGAAAAAGCUGUCAAGAGCUGCUUUGAGCUUAUCGAUAUCCGUACGAUGCUCGACGUGGUGUUCACUUUGGCUUGCCAGCUUCAGAGCCUCUCGAGCAUCGUUACACGGGUGAAAAAUUGAGGCAGCCUUAAUCGCGAGCAUCUAGUAUACACGUGCGCAAGCGAAGCGAAAUGUGUCCAAACUAGCUUACUUUGCAUCCAGCUAGG